AUGGCCCGAUGGUGCCCUGUAUUUCCUUCUCUCAUCACCGAGGAAAGGCGAGUUAAAACCAUGCCGCGACACAGCCAGUCCCUGACCAUGGCACCCUACUCAUCUGUAAGCCUAGUGGAACAACUGGAAGACAGAAUCCUCUGCCACGAGAAAACAACCGCUGCCCUUGUGGAGCACGCCUUCCGGAUCAAAGACGACAUUGUCAGCAGUUUGCAGAAAAUGCAGAACAAAGGGGGAGGUGACCGCUUGGCCAGGCUCUUCCUGGAGGAGCACAUCAGAAACAUAACUGCCAUAGUGAAGCAGCUCAAUCGGGAUAUCGAGGUACUCCAGGAGCAGAUCCGGGCCCGGGACAACAUCAGCUACGGAACUAAUUCUGCCUUAAAGACUCUGGAGAUGCGUCAGCUCUCCGGUUUGGGAGACCUUCGGGGCAGAGUGGCAAGAUGUGACGCCAGCAUAGCCAGACUCUCUGCAGAGCACAAAACGACUUAUGAGGGCCUCCAGCACCUGAACAAAGAACAGCAAGCUGCCAAACUUAUCUUGGAAACAAAAAUCAAAGACGCAGAGGGGCAGAUUUCUCAGCUUCUGAACAGAGUGGACUUGUCGAUCUCAGAGCAAAGCACCAAACUGAAGAUGUCCCACAGAGACAGUAACCACCAGCUGCAGCUUUUGGACACGAAAUUUAAAGGUACGAUUGAGGAGCUCAGUAAUGAGAUUUUAUCUGCACGGAAUUGGUUGCAACAGGAACAAGAACGGAUAGAAAAAGAACUUUUACAGAAAAUCGAUCAGCUUUCCUUGGUUGUUAAGGAAAACAGUGGGGCCAGCGAAAGGGACAUGGAGAAGAAGCUGAGCCAGAUGUCAGCCAGACUUGACAAAAUAGAAGAGAGUCAGAAGAAGAAUUUGGAAGUGCAGAGGACAAAACAGGAAGAGGAGAAGGUGCAUGGGCGCAUCAGCAAGCUGGAGUUACAGAUGAAUGAGGACAUGAAGGAAAUGAAGGCGGAAGUUGACGCUGGGUUUACAGCCAUCUAUGAAAGCAUAGGAUCCCUCAGGCAAGUUCUUGAAGCCAAGAUGAAGUUGGACAAGGACCAGCUGCAGAAGCAAAUCCAACAGAUGCAGAAGCCAGAAGGUCCCAUGUGAAGGGGACUGGGACAAGGACCUCAAACGUGGUUUUGCCAGUAGGGCCAGAGCUAGAUACCUGUGUAGCUGGGCUGUCACUGCAUUCAGGAUUGUUCUCUUCAUGGCGUGCAUGUGCCAAGAAACGUGUUUUCAUGGGUCUAGACGUUUACCUUGAGUCUCAAAAACACUUUCUUUAAAAGUAUUAAAUACAACUUUUACCACUUUAUUCCACUUCUCUAAAUUCAACGGAAUAGCCUCCCUGCCCCUGGAUUUUGAAAGGCUUUUAUCUCCUUCAUUUUAUGAAUGAAAAGACCUAACCUUCCUUCAAUGCUUGAUGCUCUAGCCAAGACUUUACUAUUUUGAAAAAUGUCAUGGUGAUUUAUUUUUAAUUAAGAAACUAAUGAAUUACCACAGGAAUGUGUUGCUCCUCCCCCUAAAUUAAGAGAAUGUCCUGGUAGAUUAGAAUUCAACCUUUUAGUCCAUAUUUGAAUUUUAUGAUUGUUAUCUGUGCAUUUCUUAUAUGGUUAUCUUCUUGUAAAUCUUCUGUCUUUUGUAGAGAGAAGGGAUUUAACAUUUGGAACCCCCCCUUCAUCAUUUACGUGAUGAAAAUAGACUAAAAAGUGAUAACUGCCAUAUACAUGCAGAUUAAAAUGGGAACUUAAGGCAAUUAUCUAGAUAAUGCAAGGCACAAUAUCUGCAUUGACCACCUAAUUAAACCAGGUUUUAAUAUUGAAAACUUUUUUCAAUUAUCCACAGCCUGUAUAGUGAUAGCCAUAUAUUUAAUAAUGGAAUGGUGGUUAAUAGUCUGUUUCUUGCACAAUUAAUUGUUUGUUAAUCAUAAUAGGAUGUGAGAAUUUUCAGGCUUUAUGAUCUCCUCUCUAAAUGUUUCCAAAUCGGCACAAAGUGCUAAGGUUUAUAUACACUUAUUGUAACUGUAUUCUUGUGCCUUGGUUUUACCACGUCAAUGCACUGUAUCCUAUACAAGUUUUACAGACAAAAUAGAAGGCAUGAUAAUACAUCAGAAUUAUGAUGUAAAAACGGGAUCCUAUGUAAUUUUUAAAUGUUCUAAAAAUUUUACCACUGUUAAGACAUUAAUCAUUCAGUAUUAUUAAUGGAAUAGAAAUUCAUACUUUUGUAUGGACAGAGAAUCAAACUGAUAUUGCAUUUAUAACACUGUCAAGAAACUUUCAUUCCGAGCAGCUUCGUAGAGGAUGGGUGUUUUAUUUUCAAUCUCCAUAUUUGAUUAGUCAUUGAAAAUUGAUGCCAGUGAACUUGUUCACUUGUGGACAUAAAACCUGAUGGUGAGACACACGCUGUCCUAAACUGUAAGGGUGCCCAGGAAAAGGAAGACCAUUCUUAAAAAUUAAGAAAAAAAUGUGUUUUGUUGUUUGCCAAGGACUCAGGAAAAUUAAACAUUUUCUAUUUUUAGAAUAACUCAUAAAUGAAUUAUAUAACUGGCUAUUACUGUUUACCCAUAUAAAGUAUGCUGCUAAACUACACAGUAUUCUACCUUGACAAAACAUUUAUUUUUAAUUUGGUCCUGAGGAAUCAUCUAAGGAAUGUUUCAUCCAACACAUAUUUCUUUAUUUUGUCACAAAUCUUUGCAUCUCUUUCUAUAGGAAGACUAUUUCCAGUUGACAAUGAAAAAAUCCAAGAUUAAGACUCAUUUGCAACCAGAAAGUGAGUUUCUUUCUGUGAUACAGGAACUGCAUUUAGUAGAGUUUCCCCUGUUUAAGCACUAGCCACAGCACAGAGUCACGCCCCCUCUGGUGUCUCUCUCCUCUGUGGUCUCCCUGAAAGAGGAGUCGGCACAUGUGACACUUGGGGAAAGGGAUGGGGGGGCCAGCUGGACUCGGGAUGUGCGGUGACAUGAGCAGGGGAUGGAUGGCUGUCCGCUGACAUUGCCCGGGUGCUUCCGGUGCUGCCGGCCUCAUGCCUUGAGCUCCGGCAGGGUCCAUCCUGGCCACAUGUUGGAAUCACCUGCGAAGGGAUUCAAAAAGCCACUGACGCCUGGGCUGCCCCCCUAGACUGAUUAAGCCAGACCCUCUGGGAGGUGGGAGGCAGACAUCAGUAAGGCAUCCAAGGCCCCCGGGUGACUCAAAGGCCACCGAGGGUGUAAGCCACUGAGCUACAGCGUACUCUUACGACCAAAGUUUAAAUGAGGAUCAGCUUCCGUGUUCUUUCCUUUACCAGAAAUUUGCAAUAAAAAGAAUAAAAUUUCCAAAUAAA
Messenger RNA from Suricata suricatta (meerkat), 3342 nucleotides. RefSeq names its product family with sequence similarity 81 member A (gene FAM81A). The record is from RefSeq and is a predicted model, not a curated record. NCBI's taxonomy places the organism in Eukaryota, Metazoa, Chordata, Mammalia, Carnivora, Herpestidae. The transcript is spliced from 8 exons. Bases 1 to 1134 code for a protein of 377 amino acids.